Messenger RNA from Prorocentrum cordatum, 1422 nucleotides. The record is from the annotation of a GenBank genome assembly. NCBI's taxonomy places the organism in Eukaryota, Dinophyceae, Prorocentrales, Prorocentraceae.
GACUCGGUCUACGACAUCACAGACUUUAUCAUCGACCAUCCUGGUGGCAGCAGGAUCAUGCUCGCGGCUGGGAAGGCCAUCGACCCUUUCUGGCGCCUGUACCAGAUGCACGUUUCCAGGGGCACCGCCGUCAAGCUGCUCGAGCCCAUGAAGAUCGGUAUUCUUGACCCGAAGGAUGUUGCGCAGGCUGCCGCGUCGAGCGACAACGACGACCCCUACCGUCAGGAUCCCACAGACCGCCACCCGGCCCUGAUCUGUCACAGCGACAAGCCCGCCAACAUGGAGCUCCCCGCAGAUCUCAUCUUGGAUAACUGGGUUACGCCGAGCGAUCUGUGGUUUAUCCGACAUCAUCAUCCAGUGCCUCACGUAGAUGUCAACAAAUACCGCCUGGUCUUGGAGGGCAAGGCGGCCAAGCCGCUAAAUAUUGACCUUGAGGACCUGCGGACGCGCUUUCCAGCUCACGAGGUGACGUGUACGAUCCAGUGCGGAGGGAACCGGCGGGAAGAGUACAACAAAAUCGAGGAGACUAGCGGGAUCUCGUGGGGGAGCGGCGCGAUGAGCACCGCCACCUUCAGGGGCGCGCUCCUGCGGGACGUGCUCAUGUACAGUAGCUUGAUGACGCCGAGGGUUGCCGAGGAGGCUGGCGUCAGGCACGUGAUCUUCGAGGGGAUGGACGAGAUGCAGGCGAGCAUCCCGAUCGAGAAGGCGCUGUCCCCGUACGGGGACGUGCUGCUGGCGUACGAGAUGAACGGCCAGACGCUGCCGCCCGAGCACGGCUACCCGAUCCGCGUGGUGGUCCCUGGGCACGUCGGCGUGCGCAACGUCAAAUGGUUGACCAAGAUCAGGACAUCGGAUGAGGAGGCGGUGGGGACCUGGCAGCGGGGCAUCUCGUACAAGGGCCUGUCGCCCUCCGUGAAGAGCGUCCGGGAGUGGACGCAGGAGGACCUGGAGAAGAUCCAGUCGGUGCAGGAGCAGCCGGUGACCUCCAUGAUCCUCGAGCCGAGGGAGGGCGCCGCGUGCGAGCUGGACGACAUCACCGUGAGGGGGUUCGCGUACAGCGGCGGCGGGCGGGGCAUCGUGCGCGUGGACGUGACCGCCGACGGGGGCAGGAACUGGCACACGGCGGAGCUGGGGCAGGGCGCCGAGCAGCACCCGACGAGGGCCUGGGCCUGGACCUUCUGGGAGUGCGAGGUCCCGAAGCCAGAGGCCCGCCCUUUCCCUUCCGCUUUCCUCCUCGUCGCCCCUCCCUUCUCCCCCUCCUCUUCGCUCCCCCACCCCCUUCCUCCAGCUCCUCCUCCCGCUCCCCCUCCCCCUCCCCCUCCCCCUCCUCCUCCUCCUCCUCCUCCUCCUCCUCCUCCUCCUCCUCCUCCACAAUUACUCAAUCUGAAUACUACUCUCCCUCUUCCCGUGAUGACGGUUUGA